AUGCCAGAGAGACGUCUGUCGCGUCUGCUCAAGGCCAAGCUGUUGCGACGAUCAUCGACGCCCGCCGUUCCAAAAGCGGGCAACGGGGCGGACCCGCGUGCCCACCCAAACUCAACCUCUCGCACCUCUUGCGCUCCGCACCUCUUCGACUCUGCGAGCGACAAGUCCCCAUACAGCGUCGUCUCCUCUGCAGCUGGUCACUCCUCCGACGAGAUCGGCCCUGGCCCUGGCCCCGAUCAGCACGAUCCGCACGAGGGAGAGACACACAAGCCCGGGCCCCGAGUCGAGCCUAAGCCACCCACUGGUUCACCUCGACCAAAGGACCAGCUCCAGCAUCGCCACGCGUCAGAACACAGCGCCUGUACCCCGCCGCCGACUGAUCCAAAUCUCUCUUCACAGCACACACCCCUCUCCGAAGAGUCUCCUUCGCCCUUCGAAAGCCCCCUACCAACACCACAGCAUUCCGACGAUACCUCCUUCAAGUCCGCGCUGGUCAAUGUCCGUGGACCGACUCCCGUGGACAAUCAAUUGACCCCGAUCCUGGACACUGUUGUUGAGAAGAUCACGGACGAUCGCAGACCCUCGUCAACCUUCUUUCCUGCCUCGUCAACCAAGCGCCCCAGUAUUGCCAUCCGUCGACAGUCUCUUCUUCCCGCGUCACAUCAGCACUUGAUCAGCGGGUUGUUGGAGCAGAGCCUCUUCUCAUUUACGGGUGACCAAGGCAGCAGACGCGUCCCGGAAGCUGCUGCCGAGAUGGUUCAUCGCCGAAUUUGGGUCAAGAGGCCCGGUGGCUCGGCCACCUUGGUGCCGUGCUUGGAAGAUGCAGUGGUGGACGAACUGCGCGACCAGGUGAUUAUGAAAUACGCCAACUCUCUGGGACGGUCGUUUGAUUCCCCCGACAUUGUCAUCAGAAUAUCAGCCCGAGAAGGCUCAAACCGGCAGCAAACACCAGAGCGCCUCUUAAGCCCGGAGGAGGUCCUAUCAUCUGUUCUCGACACAUACUAUCCAGGAGGUCAAACGGUAGAGGAGGCGUUGUUGAUUGAUGCGCCCACUCGCCGGACUCCCAAACCAUCGCCGCGUCAUUCAAUCUACCAUCACCAUCAUUCGGAACCCGGAGAGCACGGUGACUAUUUCCCGCUCAUGCCCGUGAACCCGAAGGGGCCUACACCCCCAGCCCACCCAUCGAGUUCAGGCGCCGCGAAUGCACCCUCCAUUUCCAUCCUCACAACCGGCGUCGCGCCAGCAUUACCGUCGCCUGGCAGCCGUGGGACACGACAUCACCGUCGGCCACCCCUCACACGGCAUACAACAAAUUCACCGGUAAUCCUUGGCCAACCCCCCUGGGAAGCCGGCAUAUCUCCCCAUUCCCAGCCUCCUCCUACCGCUCCAGCACAGCCAACGCCGCCUGCCGUGGGCCCCGAGUCUCCCCAGGCAAAGUCGCACACACCUCCAGCACCUGUGGCAUCUCCGCGGACUCUUCGGAAGUCAAAGGUUACUUCAUCACCUGGCGCAGUAUUCGGUGGGUUGAUUGAUGGCACCGUGCCUCCCAUCAACGUUCUCAUCGUCGAGGAUAAUAUUAUCAAUCAAAAGCUCCUGGAGGCGUUUAUGAAGCGACUGAGUGUGCGUUGGAAGUGCGCCGCCAAUGGUGAAGAGGCAGUACGGAAGUGGCGGCAAGGUGGAUUUCACUUGGUGCUGAUGGAUAUUCAGCUGCCGGUUAUGAAUGGACUGGAUGCUACCAAGGAGAUCCGCCGCCUUGAGCGACUGAACGGGAUUGGCGUUUUCUCCAAGACAGCCUCUGGCCGUUCCAGUGCGUCCAGUACUACUGCCUCCCCACUGGAGAAAAGACCGGGCCUGCAGCGGUCUGUGAGUGAGGAUGAUACGUUGACCGACCUCUCGUUGUUCCGGAGUCCGGUCAUCAUCGUUGCCUUGACAGCUAGCAGCUUGCAAAGUGAUCGUCAUGAGGCCCUGGCUGCAGGCUGUAAUGAUUUUUUGACCAAGCCUGUAGGAUUCCCGUGGCUGUCACAAAAGGUGACCGAAUGGGGCUGCAUGCAAGCCCUCAUCGACUUCGAUGGCUGGCGAAAAUGGCGUGGAUUCCAGGACUCGCCUCGAUCCUCAUCCCCCAACUUCGACGGCGCAGCAAGUCCAAUGCAGAUGGGCAGUCACAGCGAAGCUCAGUCAAAACAGGGUCCUGCAUCACCAUCAAUACCUCGCACCAACUCUAAGUCUAAGGCUUCCCGCCAUAAGAGGCCUCGUUUGCCCGAUGCCGCGGAAGUCAUGCGCGAGGAUUCAUGGGGCAGUGGCAGUGGCGACACUGUCGAUUCACCUACGAGCCUCGAGACAACCCCAGGGGAUAUUGAUAUACAGCCACCUGAUGACGUUGCACAUUCUGCGCCGAAUGCGCAAUGA
Molecule: messenger RNA, 2406 nt
Organism: Penicillium canariense
Lineage: Eukaryota; Fungi; Ascomycota; Eurotiomycetes; Eurotiales; Aspergillaceae
Product: response regulator
Exons: 3
Coding region: 1-2406 (801 amino acids)
Biological process (GO): osmosensory signaling via phosphorelay pathway
Cellular component (GO): Mcs4 RR-MAPKKK complex
Molecular function (GO): protein kinase activator activity; phosphorelay response regulator activity
Source: RefSeq, a predicted model, not a curated record